Molecule: messenger RNA, 3015 nt
Organism: Arvicanthis niloticus (Nile rat)
Lineage: Eukaryota; Metazoa; Chordata; Mammalia; Rodentia; Muridae
Gene: Cep68
Product: centrosomal protein 68
Source: RefSeq, a predicted model, not a curated record
GGGCGUGGCGGGCGCUCGGCCCUCCCUCCGCAGGAGUGCGGGUGCCCGCCGAGGCCAGUCGUCGCCGCCUGGGACCCUGGCCCAGCUACCCGAGCUGCUCCGGACGUGCGGCGGUGCGGAGUAAGGUUCCUGAAGACUUUAAAGGAAACCUAAAAGGGGCGGCUCAAUGGCCCUGGGUGAAGAUGAGGCUGAGGCAGAAGUAUCUGUCAACACAAAGGGCCCAUCCUGUGGCAGAUGGGACUCUGGGAAGCUGCUGCCCCCAGGGCUUGAACCAGAGCAGCCCCUACAUCUAGAAGUAGAGAUGGAGGAAAACAAGCUUCCUGCCUCCCAGGACCUACUUCCCACUGUUAAAGUCCUUGGAACUAUAACUGUUUGCUCAGGACACGAGGCCAACAGUGAAGACCUGCAGUCCGCAGUUGAUCCAUCUCAGGUGUUGGGCCUCCCUCUCCUGUCACAGUGGAAGUCCGUGGUGAGCCCAGGAGCUCCUCAGCUCUCCAGCAGAAGCAUCUCUGCCCCCUCGCUGGGCAGCAGUCUCCAGGAUCACCAAGAGAAGGCAGAACCUCAGGGUGGCUCCUUAGCCAACGUCUCCUCUCAGGAGUUGACUGUACCCCAGACAGCCCACUCUGUGGUGGGGACAGGGCCUCAGCUCCAGUGGUCGACACAGCCUGUGGCCUCUGGCAGUGAUGCUACAGGCCUGGGUAAAAGACACCUCUCCUUUCAGGCAGAAUACUGGGCCUGUGUGCUGCCGAAUUCUCUGCCUCCCUCCCCUAACCGCCACUCCCCACUCUGGAACCCAAAUAAAGAGUACGAAGAUCUGCUUGACUACACUUACCCACUGAGGCCUGGGCCUCAGCUCCCAAAGCAACUGGAAAGUCAUGUGCUGGCUGACCCUGUCAUGCAGGACUCGGGUGUAGAUCUGGAUAGUUUCUCUGUUUCCCCAGCAAGUACUCUCAAGUCACCCACUAAUGUCUCCCACAAUUGCUCAUCAGCGGAAGCACCUACUCUGCCAUAUUCUGGAGCCAGAGAGCCAUGUUUUAAGCGCUGGCCCUUGGGAGUAUCCCAGAAACAGGGUGGCACAAGCUUGGCAUCCUGGAAGCAGCUUGCAUCGACCCCUAGAGCCCCAGGCACUGAAGAUGUUUCUUGGGAGAACAGAGAGGCAGCCCUGAGGGGCAUAGCAGAGGACUGCCCUGUAGGUAAGAGCCUCAGUGCGGGCUCUCCCCGACUGAAGACGGAGGAGAAAGGCAGACAGAAUGUUGGCUGUUCGGCCUGUGUGAAGCCUGGAUGGCCAUCAGAAGAGGAGGUGGGAAGUGAUGAGGAGUACCUUGCUCUGCCCACGAGGCUGACUCAGGUCUCUAGUUUGGUGUCCUACUCAGGUUCCAGGCCCACCUUUGUGAACCUACCCACUGGGACUGCUGAGGAACACAGUUCACUGCAAGUCUCAGACAGUGAUGAGCCAGCUUCCCCCACACUGGACUCCAGCCAAAGGCAGCAUCCUUCUGGUACUACCUUUCAAGGGCCUGUGGGCCAGAACCCCUGCUUCAGGCAUUCUAUGCAGCCCCAGGACUCUAGAGCCAGAAGUGGUCUGAUGAGCAGCCAGACGCUGGGGGUCUCUUCAGAACAGCUGAAAACUCACCCCUCCUCAGAAGCCGUGUCAGACAGGUGGCUGUUCUCAGAGCCAGUGAGUGGAGAGAAGCUUCCCAGGAAAACAGAAGAGCCGGAGAAAGCUUCUCUAGUACAGUGUGUGCAGACAUUUUGCUGUCAGCUGGAAGAGCUGAUCUGCUGGUUGUAUAAUGUCACAGAUGUUGCUGACCUCAGUGUUGCACCCAGGGCCAGCCUUACAGGUCUCAAGUCUUCUCUGCAGCUGUACCGGCAAUUUAAGAAAGAUGUAGACGAGCACCGCCCCCUGACAGAGAGCGUCUUGGAGAAGGGGGAGAUUCUGCUUCAGUGCCUGUUGGAUAACACCCCAGUUUUAAAGGAUGUCCUUGGAAGGAUCGCAAAGCAGUCUGGUGAGCUGGAGAGCCGUGCAGAUCAUCUAUAUGACUCUAUCUUAGCCUCUCUGGACAUGCUGGCCGGCUGCACCCUUAUCCCUGACAACAGGCCAACAGCAACAGAACAACACCCACAUGAAGGGCUUUAGCUGAGCAGAGGGGGGACCAUCAGUGAAGAUGGCACUCUGGGAAGAAAACUGAAGAACCCCUUGUAAGGGCCAUGAAACAGUUAAGGCAGGGGAAAAAAUCAACUUUAACAGACUUUAAGAUGCCUUUCUCUCUGAAGGGUUCUUGAGUUACUGUUUUCUUUUACCACGAAUCCCUCCAAACUAAGGCCUUUUCCUUUGGUGCUUUUCUACCAAAAAUAUGUGGCUUUACAAUUAUUUGAUAAAAUACUAAGACUUGUGGGUCUCAUGUACCCCCUUCUGUUUAACCAGCAGAUAAAAUGUGUUGAGGCCAUUUACAGAAAACUGCUGAAGAAGAAGGUUCCAAGUACUUGGGGUUCUCAGGCAUAGAGGGUGGGAUCUAGGAGAGGAGAAAUGUUAGCGGCCAGAGCUGUGGGGUGAGGUCAGCCCACAGUCCACAGGGAGUGAGGACUCUACAGCGUCCCUUGGCAGCAUUCUAUCAGUGCCACCUGUAGUGGUUAGUCUCCACUUCAACCAUAUCGAGAAUGCCUCAGGAGUUGGCCUGCUCUGAGCUGCAGGCUUUUGCUUCCCUCUGGGGCACUCGGUCCGCUCCCUCUUUCCCUUGGAAGACUAGUCAAAGGAAGAGAAUGGGUGGGAACGGCCACACGGUCUGAUCCCUACUUAAAUUAAAGCAGCUGUGGUGAUGAAAAGGGGGGAGGGAGUCUUUGUGGUCUGGGAUGGGUAGUACCUUGUCAGGAAGAAAAAAAUUGUAUGGACCUCUAUCUAUCUAGGUCCAUAUCUAUCAGUUGUUCAAAGCAUCAGUUACAGCUUUUGAAGCAAAGUGUUUAUAUGCUGGCUACCACAAAUUCCACAAAGUAUCAAAGGUGGGCUUCUCAGCUUUU